This is a messenger RNA of Glycine soja, 644 nucleotides long. RefSeq names its product abscisic acid receptor PYL2-like. Gene Ontology annotation, biological process: abscisic acid-activated signaling pathway. The transcript has a single exon. Gene Ontology annotation, cellular component: cytoplasm; nucleus. Gene Ontology annotation, molecular function: protein phosphatase inhibitor activity; abscisic acid binding; signaling receptor activity. NCBI's taxonomy places the organism in Eukaryota, Viridiplantae, Streptophyta, Magnoliopsida, Fabales, Fabaceae. The record is from RefSeq and is a predicted model, not a curated record. The coding region runs from base 66 to 629 and encodes 187 amino acids.
GAUGUUCACUAUUCAUCUCAACCAAAUCAUAAGAAAGAAAGAAAGAAAAAUACGUAGUAAUAAUUAUGGCUUCAGAAGCAUAUGAUCCUGUGCUGGGUCUAACCCCAGAGGAAUUCACCGAACUCGAAAGCACCAUCAACACGCACCACAAGUUCGAGGCUUCCCCUGAAAUCUGCAGCUCCAUCAUAGCGCAGCGCAUCGACGCGCCGGCGCACACGGUCUGGCCCCUCGUCCGGAGCUUCGAGAACCCGCAGAAGUACAAGCACUUCGUCAAGAGCUGCAACAUGCGCUCCGGCGACGGCGGCGUCGGCAGCAUCAGGGAAGUCACCGUCGUCUCGGGCCUCCCCGCCUCCACCAGCACCGAGCGCCUCGAGAUCCUCGACGACGACAACCACCUCCUCAGCUUCCGCGUCGUCGGCGGCGAGCACCGCCUCCACAACUAUCGCUCCGUCACCUCCGUCAACGAGUUCAAGAGACCCGACAACGGUAAGGUUUACACCAUUGUGUUGGAGUCUUACGUCGUCGACAUACCCGAAGGAAACACCGGUGUUGAUACUAAGAUGUUUGUUGACACUGUCGUUAAGCUUAACCUUCAGAAACUCGGCGAGGUCGCUAUGGCUACCAACUAAGGAUGUGUUUCUUUU